AUGAAUAGCUCACUCAUACAAUAUAUCUAUUACGAUGUGUGGCAUCAAUACCAGUGUCCACUUGUCAAGGAUUACCCGCUUAUGUCCACCCCGUGGCCGCUGUUACUCAUCACCGGAAUUUAUCUAACUUUUGUCAAACGAAUUGGCCCUCAAUUGAUGGCCUCCCGUAAGCCGUAUGACCUGCGGUGGCCGAUACGGGCGUUCAACGCUCUCAAUGUUGCCGUCAAUUUCUGGGGUCUCUACAACUUUAUCCCCCGAACCAACUUUGGCCUCAAUGUGUGGCGCUGUCCCACACUCUGCGAGAAUGUCGACCCGUAUUUCGCUUUCUUAGGAUAUAUCUUCUUCCUCUCCCGAUUGGCUGAGUUUAUGGACACUGUUUUCUUUGUGCUCAGAAAAAAGGAUAGACAGGCAAACGAGAAGAAUAGUGCCGUUUGUCGUCCCAUAUAUUACUUUAAAAUACUUUUGGUCGGCGACCAGAAUGUGGGCAAAUCAUGUCUAUUGAAUAGACUGACCAACAAUUCCGGUGACACCCUAUCGCCGACAAUGGGUGUAGACUUUGCCCGAAAGUCUAUGUAUAUCGACGAGUGUUUAGUGAAGUUUCACUUUUGGGAUCCGUCGGGAGACCAGAGGUUUCGAGACCUUUUACCCAAUUAUUUCUCAGGGAUAAAUGCCGUACUGUUUAUGUAUGAUAUAUGCGAUGAACAGAGUUUUGUGUCAUUGAAAGACAGCUGGUUUCCCAUAAUCGGAGCCAAUGCAAGACCGCAGCCGACAUCCAAACUAAUUAUAGCCAAUAAAUCGGACCUCUCUUCGGAUCGUGUGAUUAGUGUAACCCAAGGAAUACAAUUAGCGAACCAAACGAACUCAUUGUUUAUGGAGGUGUCGGCCAAAAGUGGCCACAAUGUCGAUAAUCUACUUUUCAUUAUUGGCCAACAAUUAAUUUCUAUUCAAAAACAAUUGAAUCAACAAUGGUGAUGAUGCAAAAAUAAUCAUGUACAGUAUAGUAAUUUGUAAUUAAAUGCCCUUGCACAUUCCACAUACGGUGAAUACUGAACAACAAGUGAUUAUAAAUCAAAAUUAACAAACAAUAUGUGAUAUCAGCAUAAAAUUUGCUUAAA
This is a messenger RNA of Medioppia subpectinata, 1115 nucleotides long. The record is from the annotation of a GenBank genome assembly. Lineage: Eukaryota; Metazoa; Arthropoda; Arachnida; Sarcoptiformes; Oppiidae.